Harmonia axyridis is the source of this 2485-nucleotide messenger RNA. Its product is annotated as TWiK family of potassium channels protein 18-like. Gene Ontology annotation, biological process: potassium ion transmembrane transport; stabilization of membrane potential. The coding region runs from base 21 to 2096 and encodes 691 amino acids. Gene Ontology annotation, cellular component: membrane. Lineage: Eukaryota; Metazoa; Arthropoda; Insecta; Coleoptera; Coccinellidae. The transcript has 3 exons. The record is from RefSeq and is a predicted model, not a curated record. Gene Ontology annotation, molecular function: potassium ion leak channel activity.
AUAUAACUAGUCUGAAUAAAAUGGAUUCGGAAGAUGGACCGGUCGCGAAAAUCACGGAUAAAGAUGUCGAUAUAUCUAGAAUUGAGGCGUUGGUAACACCCGAACAAGUUUUAAGUGCGAAUGUGGCAAGAAAAAGAAGAAACCUAACAAGAAAUCAGUCCUUAAACACCAGAAGAAACCGAGCACAAACUCCAGUCAGGGAUAUGUCAGCUGAUAAUGGCGAAUCCGAUGCAGAAUCUGUCAAAAAACGCCCGAAAACUCCCGAAAGACCACGUCGAAAAACGAGAUCCAUCGAAAGGAAUGGUUUGUCAACAAAUUCAUCGCUCAAAAGUGAACCAUUAACAAACACCAAAGGACACGAAGGUAGGGAGCUUUCACCCAGAAACUUCUUAGAAGACCUCAAAGAUAAGACUGGAAAUUUCGCUGAAAUUGCCCAAAACGAACUUAACGGUCUCCUUAGCAAAACAAAGAAAGGCAUUACAUCAAUGACUGACCAUAGUCGUAGAUUCAGAAAGAAAAAAUCAAGAGAAGAGACUCAACGCAGCCAAUCAGUUCCUUAUCAAUUCACAGAAGAAGAACUGAUGGCUAGUUUGAGGAGAAAUAAUAUGAUAAACGGGGUGCAAAAGAGCUCAUCUUUCAGGAGAUUAUCCGAUUGUAGUCAAACAUCUGACAGUCCUGAGAUUGACAGACCAAAAACGAAAACAUUCAGACCAGAAGUACACGAACUAAUUCGAAAACGUCGAAAAAUAAAAUCGAAAACCGAAUCUAACAUUUCAAAUAAAAUAAUAGAAGUACUAGAUCCAAAAACCAAAGAUAUAGUAUGCACCAAAACAAUAAUAAAAGGACAUGUUGGACUGAAGGAGCUAUUCAUUGUACUGAAAACAUUCAAAAUAAUCGAGAUCAGUAGGGAAUACAGGAAAUAUAAGGAAGAAAUGAAACUUGAAAUACGGAGGAUCAAAAUUUUAAGAAAUAGAUGUUUCAACGAAUUGUUUGUUGUUAUUCUAUUCUGUGGUAUAGGUGGAUUCAUUUUUAAAUUUACUGAAGGGGCUUUUGAAAACUUUUACAAGUGUGGAGUGAAAAGAGUUAAAAGAGACUUUAUAGAUCUUUUAUGGAUAAGAAGUCAUAGUAUGAGGGAAGACGAAUGGAAAUCGCUUGCGAGGAACAGACUUAGGGUUUUUGAAGAAGAGUUACAUACUGCUCAUGAGGCUGGAAUGACUAGUUACAGUGGUCAGAGAUCAUGGAGUUUUCUGAAUGGCAUUGUAUAUAGUAUAACUGUAAUAUCAACCAUAGGAUAUGGACACAUAUAUCCUACCACCAUGACAGGUCGAGCCAUAACUAUAGUUUAUUCAUUGAUAGGAAUACCUCUGUUCCUUCUAGCUCUAACCGAUUUCGGUAAACUCUUCACUAGGUGCAUAAAAUUUUUAUGGUCUUUUGUACGAAGGUUGUAUUACACUGGGAGCUGCAGGAGUGUUAGAAAACAAGCUCAAGUUCAGGAAAUAUUCAAAGGAGCCCAGAUGAUGUAUGAGACCUUCAGACGUCCUUCAGCCAUUUGGGAUCCGGAAAACCCUGUAGCAGUAGCUACACCGCAAGAAACACCAACUACACCAGCACUAUCAAACUUCGAGAUAGACGAUCAGUUCAACUUGCCAAUUUCCGUAGCCAUAUUCAUCUUGCUCAUGUAUAUAUUUUUUGGGGCUUUCUUCUACGGGUUUAUGGAAGGUUGGAACUUCUUUCAAUCGUUUUAUUUCGUCUUCAUUUCGAUGUCCACGAUAGGUUUUGGUGAUAUGGUGCCAAAUAACCCGCUAUGUACAAUUAUUUCAAUAGUUUACCUCGUCUUUGGUUUAGCAUUAAUGUCUAUGUGUAUCAAUGUAGUGCAAGAGAAAUUGAGUGAUACCUUUAAAUCUGCAUCUGCCAAAAUAGGUGCUUCCCUUGGAGUAACAAUGGCUGCUGAAGAUGGUAGUAUUAUAACAGUUCCACCUGAUCCUGUUGAAAUGCCGUCGAUACAUGAGAAUACUGUAGAUAAAAAUAUUUCUGACGAAGUUAACGACCAAGAGAAUAGAAAUAAAACGGAUUUGGAGCAGACAGAAAAGAGCUAGGGUGCAAAAUAUAUGGAAAUUUUUAUCGUUAUUUUUCUGAAUUAUUCAAAUUUGUCCUAUCUGUCCUUCCCCAUAUUUGGCCAAUACAUCCGAAGAAUGAUAUAGAAAUCUUUGAAAUUUAUUCCAAAUAACUUGCAUUACGAAAAUUGGAUGCAAAAAAAUCAGGAAUGUGCGAAGAACAUUUAGGUAUAUGGGAACACAGCAAUCGAAUUUUCCUGGAUGAAAGAAAAUCACCUGAAAAAUUCAAGAAAUUAUGAAGAAAAUAGUUGAAUAGAUAUGAGUUUAGAUGAAUUUUAAUCGAUUUUUUUUUUCACCGAUACACGAUGGUCGAAUUUCAACAUAUAUAUGUUCUAACCGAAAAGAAUAUGGAAUAUAUACAUACCUAUAUU